Molecule: messenger RNA, 1134 nt
Organism: Pseudomassariella vexata
Lineage: Eukaryota; Fungi; Ascomycota; Sordariomycetes; Amphisphaeriales; Pseudomassariaceae
Exons: 1
Coding region: 1-1134 (377 amino acids)
Molecular function (GO): 4-hydroxy-tetrahydrodipicolinate synthase activity
Source: RefSeq, a predicted model, not a curated record
AUGGCUCCCCACAACGAUGCUCCCUCGCCAGCAGGCAGUUACACGCUGGGCUUCAACAAAUUUCCCUUUCGCCCAAACACGUCCUCGGCUUUGAGACUAGGCACUUUGACACCGGCAGAAUCCCAGUCAUCUUUGAGCAGCUCUUUCGAGAGCACGUCUCAUGACACUGGAUCCCCAAUGGAGCGUCCUCUCGUACCCGGCGUGUACGUGCCGACCAUGUGCUUUUUCGAAGAAGACACGGAGAACGUGGAUACUAUCACCAUUGCCAACCAUGCCGUACGACUGGCCCACGCUGGUGUAACGGGCCUAGCCACGCAGGGAAGUAACGGAGAAGCAGUACACCUCACGCACACCGAGCGCCAGCUCGUCACGUCGACGACGCGCAAGGCCUUGAACGAUGCCGGCUUCUCGCACAUGCCAAUAAUCGUCGGGUGCGGCUCCCAAAGUACUCGCGAGACUAUUCAACUUUGCUGCGAGGCCUGGGAAGCCGGCGGUGACUACGCGUUGGUGCUCCCUCCAAGCUACUAUGCCCCCUUGUUUGCCCCUUCCAGCGCAACCAUUGUCGAGUAUUUCACCAAGGUGGCCGACUCCUCACCGAUACCGCUCAUCAUCUACAACUAUCCGGGAGCGGUGAACGGCAUGGAUCUCUCAUCUGAUAUCAUUCUGAAGCUUGCACAACACCCCAAGAUUGUCGGCGUCAAACUCACGUGCGGUAACACGGGAAAGCUGAACCGAGUCGCAGCCGCGACGCGAAAGCUCUCCCAGAAAUACGACCCCCAAAGCCCCGAGUUUUUGGUUCUGGCCGGCUCAGCAGACUUCUCGAUCCAAUCACUGGUUGCCGGCGGUCACGGCAUAUUAGCAGGACUGGCCAACAUUGCCCCCAAGGCCUGCAUCAGAACCAUCGAGCUGCACAAGGACGGAAAGCAUGACGACGCCCAAGACAUGCAGGAAAUCGUCUCGCAAGGCGACUGGACUGCCAUCCAGGGAGGAGUGGUGGGUGUCAAGGCGGGACUGCAAGCUUGGAAUGGUUACGGUGGCUACGCACGAAGUCCACUGCCCAAGCCAACUGCCGAGCAAACACAGUCGUGGAAAGAAGGAUUUAGGGAAUUGGUGCUGCUGGAAAAGUCCUUGUGA